Megachile rotundata (alfalfa leafcutting bee) is the source of this 3092-nucleotide messenger RNA. Its product is annotated as carboxylic ester hydrolase-like. The record is from RefSeq and is a predicted model, not a curated record. Lineage: Eukaryota; Metazoa; Arthropoda; Insecta; Hymenoptera; Megachilidae.
GCCUCGAUUUCUGCGUGUUUCUUUGAUACCGUCUGCAAAUUAAAUUGAUAUUUUUAUGAUUUAAUUAUCAUCCUAUAUUUAUACGUUCGUUCCGUCUUGUUUGCCUCUUGCAGAUAUCUUUCGGUUUGCUAUCAAGUGGAAAGUUGACUGAUCAGUUUGCUUAUAAUAAUCUUCAAAAUUUUUGCGGAUAAAAGAUGACGACUGGACGUAAACUCUAAUUUGUAUAAUUAAACGGUUAUUAAAAUACGUGUGUCUCUUGUAUGCAACGAAUUAAGAUACACAUCUGAGUUGUCACCCUGACGUCUUUUUCUUAUCAUAUUUAUUUGAAGAAUGAUAUUUAAAGUGCGGUUGGUAAUUAUAUCAACAUAUAUUUAUAUCGUUUUUCACGAAUUUUCUAAUGCUGCAUCACUGUAUUUUCAAGUGCAAGAUGUUUUGUUUGCGCAAGGAAUUUUUAUCAUCAAGAAAUUUGACUGCACUAAACAGGAGACAGAUAAAUCAGAUUAAGUCAGUUCUCAUUGAGACAAAUAUAAAUCAUUUUUUGUGCUAAGAACAUAUCACUUCUUUCGAAAUAUCUUAUUGGUUUUUAUGUAGUUACUACCACAGUGACGGAUCUUUAUCGUCGUAGAAUACAGAGAUUUAACAAAUGUAGGACUUUAUAAUUACUUAAUCUAAACAUUUAGAAUUUUCCAAAUUUUUUACAAUGAAGUUUCAAUAUGAUGCAGUGUCUUUCACCUCAGGUAUCACUAACUCUAUCAACUUCAAAUACGAGGGUUAAUUACACUCUCAUAGACUAACAGUGAUCUAUUCAAGUACACGGAUUACCACGUUUAAAACUCUUUAAACAAAACGAGUCCAAUAUGGAUCUCGAAUUUAUCUUAUCACUUCUGUUGACAAAAGGGUGUGCAAAUCUACAUCCAUGCACCUAUUAAUAUAGUAGUUGCAUAGAAGCUUGUAUUCUUUAGUAUAACAAGACAUGACCCAUCUCGGCGACAAGAGAUACAGAGUGAGUCUAAUCACCUGAUUAAUAUUCGUGGCCGUGUUGUUGUACAUAUAAAUUCCAUAUCAAUAUAUUUUUUAUCGAGGUUCAAAUUUAACACAUACAGUUAUCGCAAAGAGUGCAAUAAAUAAACGGGAUCGAUCGCAACGUCUUCAUUUCGCUGAAGAUGACGAGACUGCUACUUCUGCUGCUUCUCUCUGGGCUGCUAACAUUGACAUGGGCGCUGGAAGAGUCGCCGAGGGUUAAGACUCCUCAGGGUGCUAUCCGAGGGUACUAUAAAGUGUCAGCUAAUGGCAGACAGUAUGAAGCCUAUGAAGGAAUCCCUUACGCCCUACCUCCAAUUGGGAAACUUCGGUUCAAGCCUCCUCAACGACUGCCACCAUGGAUGGGUGAACUUCCAGCAACCAAAUUUGGUUCUCCUUGCUUGCAAUAUGCCCAAAUACCUGAAGACCCUAAUGAUAGAGUCGAAGGUUCUGAAGAUUGCCUGUACUUAAACAUAUAUGUUCCAAACGAAAGGCAGACCAAAUCACUGCCAGUACUCUUCUGGAUUCAUGGAGGAGCUUUCCAAUAUGGUAGCGGAAUGUAUAUGGGCGCUAAAUACCUCAUGGAUCGUGACGUCAUAUUUGUUACAAUCAACUAUCGUCUUGGAAUGUUAGGGUUCCUCAGUACUGAAGAUGAAGUGGUUCCUGGUAACAUGGGGUUGAAAGACCAAAGUAUGGCUCUGCGAUGGAUCUCAGAAAAUAUUGAAUGGUUUGGAGGUGAUCCAAACCGAGUGACUUUGGUCGGUUUAAGCGCUGGAGGUGCAAGUGUUCAUUAUCAUUAUUUAUCUCCUAUGAGUGCUGGUCUCUUCCAAGGUGGUAUCUCAAUUAGUGGUACUGCUUUUGAUUGUUGGACACAGACUGAAAAUUCUAGUCAAAAAGCUAAACAAUUAGGAGCCCUCAUGGGCUGCCCUACAAAUAAUGUAAGAGAGAUGGUACGUUGUCUCAAAUAUCGCCCAGGCAGAACUUUGGUUGAAUCUCUUGGUCAAUUCAUGCCAUUUUAUUAUAAUCCAUUCACGCCAUUUGGUCCAGUUCCUGAGAAAUAUGGGGAUGAACCAUUCAUUGACCGUACACCUGCUGAAAUAGUGAGUAGUGGGGAUGUUCAAGAUGUUCCUUGGAUCACUGGAGUAACCAGUGAAGAGGGAUUGUAUCCAGUUGCUGAAUUUAUUGCUAUACCAGAAGCUUUGAAAACAUUGGACAAUAACUGGGAUAUUAUUGCACCUUCUUUCCUUGAUUAUAAUUACACUGUACCCAUAGAGAAACAUGUUGAAGUUGCCAAACUGAUUAGGAAGGAAUACUUUGGAUCAAAGAAGAUAGAUGAAACAACAACAAAACCUUUAAUACAAGUAGCCAGUGACCGAUUCUUUGUUGUUGACAGUGAAAAAGCUGCUAGAAUGGUGGCCAAAGUUAAUAAGGAACCUGUUUGGUAUUACUAUUAUACCUUUAGAGGUGCACAUAGUCUUAGCGAUGCUUUGUCUGGGACUACCACUAACUAUGGUGUAAGUCAUGGAGAUGAUGCAUACCAUGUAGUAGACACACCUUACUUUGAUCCUACAACAACACUAGAUGAUCGUAAAAUACAACAAGUAUUAAUUGACUUAUGGGUAUCAUUUGCAACUCAUGGAGUUCCAAAUGUCAAUGAUGCACAAUGGCCAAGAUUAAAUCCAAACGAAAAGGCCUUACAUUAUUUACACAUUGGUGGACCACAAAAUAUUCGUAUGGACAGCACUAUCAAUUUUGGUCACAAACAUUUCUGGAAUUCUCUCAAUUUCAAUGAAAACAAAGUAGAUACUACAUUUGAUGCAUUAAAAGAAGAAUUGUAAUAAUGUUUUAUGCUGAUACAUGUAAUAUUAAGAAUUUGACCAAUUUUAUCUAAACAUUCUUCACAAAGUUGUCAUGUACAUCCUUUAUUAUUCCACUUCAAAAAUUAAAGCAGUAUUUUUCAUGUAUCGAUUGGUGAAUAUUUUUAAAAGCUUACCUGUUCGUUCAGUACAAUGUCACAUUCUGCAUGUCUACCAAUUUUAUUAAUCCCUUCCUUAAUUGGAUAUGUAUUGGAA